Strongylus vulgaris is the source of this 897-nucleotide messenger RNA. Lineage: Eukaryota; Metazoa; Nematoda; Chromadorea; Rhabditida; Strongylidae. The record is from the annotation of a GenBank genome assembly.
AUGCGUUCAAUGGCGAUGCGAUUGAAGCGUGGCGCACCAAUCUCCUCUCGAGUACAGUCAGCGUUAGAUGCCGCCGUGCGGGCACCAAAAUUACGACGUGUAGCGAGUGAUGGCACAAGGACCAGGGAGAUCCAGGCAGUCCAGCCAGAACCAAUGACACAGCCGGUGAUGGCAGUGUCAGCUCAGAUACAGCAACAGAUUCAACCGGAUCAACCUCCGUCGACGUCUCAGCUUGUGGCUGCAGCAGCCGCUGCGGCUGGUGCUGAUCCAACUAUCCCUGCUUCCCCUGCUGCUGCUCAGUGUGCCCACUGUGGCUCAAGAGGAGCUUGUCCUGCUUGUGUGCCAUGCUACUGCGCCUACUGUCCACAUUCGGCAAGUGCAGCUGCUGCAGCAGCCGCUGGAGCUGCACAAAGUCAAAUGAAUUCUGCUGCUGCUUCGACACACCCUGCUGCCCAGCAGAUGACAGUUCCUGCGCCUCCCCAGUUUGCCCACAUCACUCCGCCGACAGUUUCCCAGAUGGCAUCAGCUGGGCUCCGCUACGUUCACGACGCAAUUUUUGCCAGCCACAUGCUCGAGUCAAUGCAGCGUCAUCAACAGCAGCAACAGCAACGGCAACAAGAACAACUCAGCCAGUUUGGACGUCUUCUUCCCAGCUCUACUGGACUCUACGUACUACCGCGAACCGGAGGCUAUCCGGCGGCGUCGAAUGGACGUUUGGAACUGCAUAUGCUAGUGAAUACUGGUAUGCCACCAGAAUUACUUGGAAUGGUCGAAAGGCCUUUGGAUCGACACCAUAUGUUCGCAGCACCUGUUGCGGAACCGCUACCAGUUGGUGCCAGCCCUCAGGAUAUAGAAAAAUGUACUGAAAAGAUCAGCUUUAUCAAAGAUGUGGAGGUA